AUUUUAGCCCAAAUAAAGUUUAAAAUCAAGUUUUGUGACAUCCCCCAUAUUUAUGAGUAAAAAUAGAACUUGCCAUCAUUCUAAUUGUGUAUAAAACUCUCUGUUUUGAAAUAGGAAUUUAAAAAGGGGCUUUUUUCUUUCUUUCUUUCUUUCUUUCUUUCUUUCUUUAUCAAGUAUAAUGUUGUCCAAGUCUCAUUGGUGGAUUCUCCCCAAUUGCCUUUAUUACAAAUGUUCUGAGAGGGGUAAAGAAUGGGAGGAGAUGAAUAACAGAGUCCGAGGGUUGUAGAAAAAAAAAAGCUGAAUACUAAAUUUUCAAAGGAUGAAAGAAGAAAAAUGGAGGUAAGAAAACUAAAGCCAGAUGUCUGUCACCAAAAUGAGACAGAAAAAGCUGAGUUCCAUGUGUGCUUCAUGCUCUAUUAUCAUCCAUGUUUUUAUUACAGAGGGCUUGUUGCUCUGAAAAUGCAUUGCCCUAUUAGAUAAUAUUGCUUAUUUCUUUUAUUUCUUUAUCAUAAUUGUUAAUUGUGUAAGACAAGCCUAAGCAUUUCUUUCCUGUCCUUACUAGACUCAAUUGGGUUUACACAGUGUGUACAUAGACCUACGCACUGCUUUAACCACACCCUCGAUCUUGUCCUGGCUUAUGGCCUCGAAGCUGAAGCCCUGUUAGUCAGCUCAUUAAAUCCUCUUUUAUCUGAUCACUUUCUAGUAACUUUUGAAUUUAUGCUUUCAGGCUACUCUCCCCAUAACAAAGCCGUGCUAACUAGAAGGUUGUCUGAAAAUGCUGUGACUAAGUUCAAGGAGGUAAUUCCAUCUGCUCUAAAUCCUGUGGUUGAAAAGAACUUCGGUGAUAGCUUAUACUUAAACAUCAGUCCCUUGCAACUUGAUCAGUUCGUCGAUGAUACCUCAGGCACAUUGCGAUCAAUUCUAGACUCAGUUGCUCCUCUUCGACAAAAAACUCUUACACGCGAGAGGCUAGCCCCGUGGUAUAAUGUCAAAACCCGUGAGCUGAAACAGUUAUUAAGAAGACGUGAAAGGAUUUGGCGCUCUUCCAAAACAGCUGAAGCUCGUUUUCUCUGGCAGGAAUGUCUUGAUAAAUAUAAGAAGGCCCUACGACGUGCUCGGACAACUUACUACUCGUCUCUUAUUGAGGAAAAUAAGAAUAACCCCAGAUAUCUCUUCAGCACUGUAGCCAGGCUGACGGACUGUCAGAGCACCGCUGAACCAUGUAUCCCAUUAGCCCUCAGCAGCGACGACUUCUUGAGCUUUUUCAAUGAUAAAAUUUUAAAAAUAAGAGGUAAAAUUAGUAAGCUCUUGCCUUCAUCAGGUGUCUCUCUCUUAGAUAACCCUAAAAAUGUUGAGGAGCCCCUAAGGCCUCUGGUGCACCUAAGUAACUUUGCACCUAUUGACCUUCCUGAGUUAAAGUCAGUGGUGUUGGCAGCCAAACCAACUAGGUGUCUUUUGGACCCAAUUCUGUCUAAACUGCUAAAGGAAACUCUUCCUUUGAUCAGUACGUCCUUGCUUAAAUUGAUUAACACGUCUUUAUCAACAGGAUAUGUUCCCCAGUCUUUCAAGACUGCAUUGAUUAAGCCUCUCCUUAAAAAACCUACUCUUGACUCAAGCACCCUAGCUAACUAUAGACCAAUAUCCAACCUUCCUUUUAUUUCUAAAGUCCUGGAGAAAGUUGUUGCGAAUCAACUCUGUGAUUUUCUUCAUAACAACGGUUUAUUGGAGGAUUUCCAGUCUGGAUUUAGAACCCAUCACAGCACAGAGACUGCUCUGCUGAAGGUGACAAAUGACCUACUCAUGGCCUCAGACAGUGGUCUUCUCUCUGUUCUCGUCCUGUUGGAUCUUAGUGCUGCGUUUGACACGAUCGACCACUGCAUCCUGCUUCAGAGACUGGAACAAUCUAUAGGCAUAGCAGGAUCAGCUCUCUCCUGGUUUAAAUCGUAUCUAACGGAUCGAUCCCAGUUUGUCCAUGUUAAUAAUGAAUCCUCUGCACACACCAAGGUCUGCUACGGAGUGCCGCAAGGGUCAGUGCUUGGACCGAUCCUUUUUACCCUGUACAUGCUUCCGCUGGGGAAAAUUAUGAGGAAGUACUCGAUUAAUUUCCACUGUUAUGCAGAUGACACCCAGCUAUACCUAUCCAUGAAGCCGGAGGAAGCAGGCCAGGUUGCCAGGUUGGAAGCCUGUCUCAAGGAUAUAAAAUCCUGGAUGACCAACAACUUUCUGAUGCUCAACUCAGACAAAACUGAAGUUCUUGUCCUCGGUCCUAAACACCUUAGAGAGGCAUUCUCUAGUAAUUUAGCUACAUUUGAUGGUAUCAGCCUGGCAUCCAGCCCCACUGUGCGAAAUCUGGGAGUUUUAUUUGAUCAGGAGUUGUCUUUUAGCUCCCACAUUCAACAAAUUUUUAGGACAGCUUUUUUCCACCUGCGCAAUAUCUCAAAAAUUAGACGCAUCCUGUCUCAGAGCGAUGCAGAAAAACUGGUCCAUGCCUUUGUUACCUCUCGACUGGACUACUGUAAUUCUCUCUUAUCAGGCUGCUCCAGUACGUCAUUAAGGACUCUUCAGCUGGUCCAAAAUGCAGCAGCUUGGGUACUGACUAGAACCUGAAGAAGGGAGCACAUCUCUCCUGUCUUAGCCUCUCUUCACUGGCUCCCUAUUAAAUCUAGAAUUGAGUUUAAAAUCCUCCUUGUGGCAUAUAAAGUGCUUAACGGCCAGGCUCCAUCAUAUCUCGACGAGCUAGUUAUACCGUACUUUCCAUCUAGACCGUUACGCUCACAGUCUGCAGGCCUGCUUGUUGUACCAAAUGUCUCUAAAAGUAGUACUGGAGGGAGAGCCUUCAGCUACCAGGCACCUCUCCUCUGGAAUCAUUUACCGCUCGAGGUUCGGGGGGCAGACACCCUCUCAACUUUCAAGAGUA
Messenger RNA from Xyrichtys novacula (pearly razorfish), 2917 nucleotides. Lineage: Eukaryota; Metazoa; Chordata; Actinopteri; Labriformes; Labridae. The record is from the annotation of a GenBank genome assembly.